GAAUGGCUGAACGAGCACGGCCGCUGGCGUCCCUACAGCCCGGCCGUGAGCCACCACAUCGAGGCGGUGGUCCGCGCCGGCCCCCGCGCCGGGGGCAGCGUGGUGCUGGGCCAGGUGGACAGCCGUCUCGCGCCCUACAUCAUUGACCUGCAGUCCAUGAACCAGUUUCGCCAGGACACCGGGACGCUCCGCCCAGUUCGCCGCAACUACUACGACCCCAGCUCGGCCCCCGGGAAGGGCGUGGUGUGGGAGUGGGAGAACGACAACGGUUCCUGGACGCCCUACGACAUGGACGUGGGCAUCACCAUCCAGCACGCCUACGAGAAGCAGCACCCCUGGAUCGACCUCACUUCCAUCGGCUUCAGCUACGUCAUUGACUUCAGCACCAUGGGCCAGAUCAACCGGCAGACCCAGCGCCAGCGCCGCGUCCGCCGGCGGCUGGAUCUCAUCUACCCCAUGGUCACCGGCACCCUGCCGAAGGCCCAGUCCUGGCCGGCCAGCCCCGGGGCGGCCGCCGCGCCCCCCGCCCCGCCCUGCUCCUGCCCGCAGUGCGUCCUGGUGAUGAGCGUCAAGGCUGCGGUGGCCAACGGCAGCGCUGGACCCCUGCACCCCUCAGCGGCCCGCAAGAACGUGGCCCCGCCGGGAGGGGCCAAGGUGCCCCCCGCGCCCGGCGCUGGGGCCAGGCCACUGGAGAGCACAGGCACCAUCCGAGGCCCGGUGAAGACGGUCCCAUCGCAGGCCGUCCGGCGACAAGCCUCGAGCGCGCUGGCCGGGGCGACGGCGGGCGCUCCUGCCAGCCCCCCCGGAGCCAACGGGAAGACCGGAAGGGUGGCCCUGGCGACCUUGAAUCGGACCAGCCUGCAGCGACUGGCCAUCGCCCAGUCCCGGGUGCUGAUCGCCUCUGGGGUCCCCACCGUCCCAGUGAAGAACCUCAGUGGGUCCAGCCCUGUCAAUCCUGCUUUGGCAGGAAUCACUGGGAUCCUCAUGAGCGCCGCGGGGCUGCCAGUGUGUCUCACCAGGCCACCAAAGCUGGUCCUCCACCCACCCCCCGUCAGCAAGAGCGAAAUAAAAUCCAUCCCAGGGGUUUCCAACACAAGCCGCAAGACCACCAAAAAACAAGCCAAGAAAGGUAAAACCCCAGAAGAAGUGCUAAAGAAGUAUCUGCAGAAAGUCCGGCACCCGCCAGACGAGGACUGCACCAUCUGCAUGGAGCGCCUCACGGCCCCCUCGGGCUACAAGGGCCCACAGCCAACGGUCAAGCCUGACCUGGUGGGCAAGCUGUCCAGAUGCGGCCACAUCUACCACAUCUACUGCCUGGUCGCCAUGUACAACAAUGGUAACAAGGAUGGGAGUUUGCAGUGUCCAACCUGUAAGACCAUUUACGGGGUGAAGACAGGUACCCAGCCUCCAGGGAAGAUGGAGUACCACCUCAUCCCCCACUCCCUGCCUGGCCACCCGGACUGCAAAACCAUCCGGAUCAUCUACAGCAUUCCGCCCGGCAUUCAGGGGCCAGAGCACCCAAAUCCUGGGAAGAGUUUCAGCGCUCGUGGCUUCCCACGACACUGUUACCUCCCGGACAGCGAGAAAGGGAGAAAGGUCCUGAAGCUGCUGCUCGUGGCCUGGGAUCGCCGCCUCAUCUUUGCCAUCGGUACGUCCAGCACCACGGGCGAGUCAGAUACCGUCAUCUGGAAUGAGGUCCAUCACAAGACAGAGUUUGGCUCUAAUCUCACUGGCCAUGGCUACCCAGAUGCCAAUUACCUGGAUAAUGUGCUGGCUGAACUGGCCGCCCAGGGCAUUUCUGAGGACAGUGCUGCCCAGGAGAAAGACUGAGUUGGCGGGGCUUUGGGGUGGGAGGGGCCGCGGGGACCACAGGGCCAGAAGUGGGGAGAGUCAAGAUGGAAGUGAGUGCCGUGCCCUCCUGGCUCCCUUGUCUCCCCUCUUGCCCUGCCUCCAUCCCCCCAUCCCUCGGCCACAGAGGGGAGCUAGAUUGAAUAAGAUGGUGUCAUUCACAAACCUCAUCCAACACCAAGGGGACAUGGGGUGAGGGCCAUCCUCGGUCUGUUCCCAUGGAGUUUUCGGUGCUGGGUAGGCAGGAAGCCCCUCGUCCCCCGAAGCAGGGGCAUGGUCAGCACACCUGGGGCGUGGGCACUCCACACCCUGGCCUUGUGAAGCUGGAGGUUCAGUGCCUCCGCUGGCUUCCUGCUGCUUCCACUCUGCUUUGAGAGCGGAGUUUCUGCUUUUCUCUCCUCCGCUGGAGGUGAGAAUCUCUCACUGUGCAAGAUAAGGGUGGGCAAAGGGGUGAACCGUGAAACUGCUGUGACAUCAGAAGUCGAUGCCUCUGUGGACAGCGAGGGAGCACUUCUUGCCAAGAGGGUCCGGGCAGCCGGGCUUCUGGGAGCAUGGUCAGCUCUCAUCACAGUCCUGGCUCCCUGGGGCCCUCCCUCUUCCUCACACCUUUGACCUGUCCAAAGAGGCAUCUGAUUCUCUUGUGUGAAUGGAUGGACUCUGGGAUUCCUCUCUGGGGCGGCAUCCCCUGAUGUUUCCAGCCCCUAUCUGAUCAGACCAGAGCCUGCAUCCACUUAGCAUCUGAACUGUCCUCAGGGAGAGGAUCCCAUAGCCUUCUUCCCAGCUCAUCCCAGACCAGCGCAAAGAUUCCAUGAGUUUCAUCAAGUCACUGUGAGUGGAGCCCAGGCUGGGCUCUGUGCCAUCUGUGUAUGUGCGUAUACAUGUGCGUACGUGUGUGUGCGUGUGCACGCCGCUGGCCCAGGUUGGUGGAGAGUCCCAUCGUGUUUUCACGCUCUGUUUUGCAAGAUGUCAAACCUCAGUUCUGAUGGGGAUGAAACAGCCAGGCUGUGGUCCCUUGACCUGCCUCACCCUUUGCCAACCCAUCCCAUUGUAAACUUGGACACAGCCAGAGACUUGGGGAGAGGUGGAAGGUGAGGGCUGGACUGACCCCUUUUUCUGCCUCUUUCAAGAUCGGCUCCGAGCCAGUCUCCAUCCAGUCUUGUUGCUACGAGGGCUUCAGUCUGUCUCCUCGAGCAUUUGCUAAUCAGAGCCUGGAGCUGGUGCUGAGCCCCCUCAUCACCUUCACUGAUCACAGGCCGACCCAGAGUGUGAGGGAGACUAGCUCAUCCCCAACAGGGGUGGGACCACAUUACGUUCCAGUCCAUCCUGCUUCUGGGUUGCAUCCCAGGACCCUGUCUGAUUCUUCUCCGACAUUCCUCUUACCUUCAUCUCCCUCUAAUGAAGGAACUGGGGGUCAGGGCGCAGAGAAGGAGGAUCAAAGAAGGGAAACCCAAGUCUCCCUUUGAAAGUGGGUUCUUUGAACUACGUGUUUGGGGGAAGUUCCUCUGGAUAUCAAUUUGAAUUUAUAUACCUCAUGUUUGGGGGGUUUGACGUAUAUAUAUAUAUAUGCAUAUAUCUAAAUAAUAUUUGGAAGGUUUUGGAUGCUAGAAAAAUGGAAACAAAAGAACUUUCCAAAAUGGUACUUAUGUUAUUCUGAGAGCCGGCUCCUGUUGGCAUUCCUGUGGCCAGUGGGUUCCCAAGUGUUACCUAGCCCCUGGAAGCAGGCUGAGCUUCCUCCUUUAACAAAUGGCCCUGGGGAUGUUGAUCAGCUAUGGCAGAGGGUGCUCUGGCAGGAGGAAUUGUUCCUGUAGUAUUGGUUCCGGCCACUUCUACCAGACGGCAGCCAUUUAACUCACCAGCAGACCAGGAGGUUAGACUGAGUGUUCACCGCACUAGGGGUCAGUUUCCUGCCACAGUCAGGAAGGAAACACCCGAACUCAGUGGAAGAGACAUCCCUGCUGUGUUUAAUGCCAAGCCCAUGCCCUCUGCCAGGCUACCAUGUGCCAGAGAUGCUGGAGAGCCCCUCUGUAAGCUUGGUACCAUCCCCACCUUCACUCAGCAUCCUCGCCAAGGACCCACUGGCCUCCUCACUCACAGGAGAUAAGGAAACAGAUUGAAGGUCAGUGGAUAGACACAGAGCUGUGCAGUAGGAGGUGGGGAAAGGAAGGAGAAUGCCUUGACAACUGGCAGUGGGCAAUGGGGAGAGACUGGUUUCCCCGCUGCAGGCAGAAGAAGGUGUGGGUGGAGAAGAGAUCUGCCAAGAGCAGAAGGAAGAGGACGCAGGGAAUGCGUCGGGCAAGCAUUGUGCCGGGGGCAGUACCACUUUGAGAGUUAGUCUUCAUACCUUCAAGCCUUUCCCCCUAGGAUGCUGGUAGUAUCGGUGCCCCGUGUCUCUUCCUCUCUGAGGAUGCUCGGUAGGGGCUGCCUCAUCCUCAUGCUGCUCUUCUUGGGGGUAGGACCUUCUGGGCAGAAUGGGAUCUUGGAUUUCCUUUCUAACACUGUGCCAGGCAAGGCGGGGGGCAUUCCUUCGCUCGCUCGCUCUCUCAUGCCAGCCUGGAAAGGUAGUCUCGGGUUCGGUGAGAACCCUACCAGCAGAGGCUCUGUGCAUCCCCCACUCUGACACGGGAUGCUCUCCCACCGGAAGCCCUGCUGUGUUCCCCGCCCAUGCAGGGACGCCCAUGCCUUUCCUUUCAUCGUCUUAAGCACCAGCAGCCUAGUUCCCCUUUCCUGAGUCUCCAGGGGUGACACGUGGGAUUGGAGACAAACCUUGUUAUAGGCUCAUCCCUGAAAAGAUGAACUGUGUAUGUGUAGUUGCAUGUGCCUUUGUGUUUUCAUCCCCCCACCCCUUCCCCCUUUUGUAAAACUUGUACUUCUCUGUGGUUUUAUACUUGGUCGAAAGUACUCGUCCUGGUAUUGCACUGUUUGGGCAUGAAAGGAUUGGAGGAAGGUCCCGUGUGGUACAAGAAAGGGCCUUGUCCUCUUUGCUUGUCUGUGGUCACUGGCAUUUGAUGGGGAGCGGGGAGGGGUUGGUUCUGGGAGAGGGCAGGUGAAUGUCCUAAUGUGAAUCUUUGUAACUGGUGUGUUUUGAGGUCCUUGCUGUGGCUCUGUGGGAGGACAUCGCCACCUGGUGCUCAUGAGGUGUAUGUGCAGAACAAUAAAUGGCAAAUGAACAACCACAAA
Messenger RNA from Vicugna pacos (alpaca), 5025 nucleotides. It is a transcript of the gene DTX4, whose product is annotated as deltex E3 ubiquitin ligase 4. The record is from RefSeq and is a predicted model, not a curated record. Gene Ontology annotation, biological process: protein ubiquitination; Notch signaling pathway. Gene Ontology annotation, molecular function: zinc ion binding. NCBI's taxonomy places the organism in Eukaryota, Metazoa, Chordata, Mammalia, Artiodactyla, Camelidae.